ACACUAAAAAUAUAAUUUAGGCAAUAAUUAAAAUACAUGAAAUUGUAUUAAUCAAUAAAAAUAUUGAAAAAUCAAGACCGGAAAGGAUAUUGAAGAGAAGAAAAGGAAGUGAAAGUUAGAUGCCAUGAGUUGCAGUGUUUUAUGAAAAUUGUGUUAAUGGGAGUUGUAGUAAUCUCAACCUCGCUCUGUUGUUUGUUCCAAACAAAGCCCGCGAGACAUUUGUGUCUCAAAUUCAGAUUGAAACCUUCACUUUCACAUUCAAUCACUAGCAUGGCAUUGACCAACAACACCACCACCACCGAAAGGAAGCUUCCCGUUCUGCUAUUUGAUAUAAUGGACACCCUUGUUCGUGACCCUUUCUACCAUGAUGUCCCUGCCUUCUUCGGAAUGUCCAUGAAGGAACUCAUAGAUUGCAAACACCCAACGGCUUGGAUUGAGUUUGAAAAGGGUCUCAUUGAUGAGAUGGAGCUAGCAAGAAAAUUUUUUAAGGAUGGAAGGGAUUUCGAUUUAGAAGGCCUUAAAACUUGUAUGAGAAGUGGAUAUUCAUACAUAGAAGGCAUUGAACAAUUGCUUCAUUCCUUAAAGCAAAAUAACUACGAGAUGCAUGCUUUUACAAACUAUCCUAUAUGGUACCAGUUGAUUGAAGACAAGCUAAAACUAUCAAAAUAUUUAUCGUGGACAUUUUGUUCGCAUGCAUUUGGAAAGAGGAAGCCUGAUACUGAAUUCUAUAAGGAAGCUCUGAGGCAUCUUGAAGUUGAUCCAACGAAUUGCAUUUUUGUUGAUGACAGGCAAAAAAAUGUGGAUGCAGCAAUUGAAGUUGGCAUCAAAGGUGUACAUUUCAAGAAUGUCAAUUUACUGUGUGAAAAACUGUCAUUGAUGGGGAUUGACAUUUCAACAGAUGAAGUUUUAUUUGAUUCUGUUUCUUAACUACACCAAUUUCUUUUCUUGGUGGAAAGGGGAUGUACCAAACUAUUGAUUUUAUAUACCAUUCAUACCAAGCUAUUGAGCUUUGUUAAAGUGACUUCUGAUUUUUUACCCCCACAACAAUACAACUUUAUCUUCUCAGCUAUCGAGUAUUAAGGGUGUUAUUGGAGUGAAAAUGAACUAGGUGAAUGUACUCAGAAGUUUAGAGCCAUGGUGCACCCCUUUGGACCGGGGCAAUGCUGCAUGAAUAUAUUUCAUGAAGAAUGUUAGCAAUUCACUUUGAUAUACUUUUUAAACCUACUUUUAUUAUUUGGUGAUGAGACCCAUAAAAUGAUGUGGUUCCUACACCCUAUAAUAAAUGUUAUAGAAUAUUUUGAUACCAUUUCUCCACACCUUUGGAUUAGAUCAAUAAUUGUCAUUAAUGGAUGUCAAAACAUUUUAUCUCAAGUGUUAAUCUAAUGGGUUCCCUCCUCUCA
Cajanus cajan (pigeon pea) is the source of this 1400-nucleotide messenger RNA. RefSeq names its product Haloacid dehalogenase-like hydrolase (HAD) superfamily protein (gene FHY1). Lineage: Eukaryota; Viridiplantae; Streptophyta; Magnoliopsida; Fabales; Fabaceae. The record is from RefSeq and is a predicted model, not a curated record.